Pistacia vera is the source of this 1341-nucleotide messenger RNA. RefSeq names its product wall-associated receptor kinase-like 8. Gene Ontology annotation, cellular component: plasma membrane. The transcript is spliced from 2 exons. Gene Ontology annotation, molecular function: ATP binding; protein serine/threonine kinase activity. The record is from RefSeq and is a predicted model, not a curated record. Gene Ontology annotation, biological process: cell surface receptor signaling pathway; protein phosphorylation. Lineage: Eukaryota; Viridiplantae; Streptophyta; Magnoliopsida; Sapindales; Anacardiaceae. Bases 437 to 1180 code for a protein of 247 amino acids.
GGCAGCUGACUUUCAAGGAAUCAGAUUUCUGUUUAUGUCCAUAAAAGUUCAGUAAUUGUGCUUCAUCAUCACAUUUUAUGGUCUCCUUUAACUGAAAAAUUUCCUUAGCUCUCUCAAACUCAGGCCUUUCUUUUUUCUUAACAAUUUCGAUUAAUUAGCACAGGGCGACGAGGUGGCCAUCCUCACAUCACAUCACAGAUCAAGUAAGAUGAGUUCAUGUUUUCCCCGAAAUGACGAUAAUAAUUUGAAGAAUGGUGCAAUGUUUACUGAAAACGUUGAUUGCCACGUGUAAUGGCAAAUGUAAUCCUAUUCGUAGUUUCUCCAAGAAAGAGCUCGGAAAGCAACUAUUAAUUAUGACAAUUAGAGAUUAAUUACAAGAAAUAAAAUUUUUUAUAGGUUGUACAAUGGCUUUCUACAAGACCGCCAGAUUUGUGUCAUGAAGUUUGAACCCAUUUGCUUCCCACACGAAGAAGAAGUAAUCCAACGGGGCAUCAAUAACAUUGUAUUUGCAGCACAAAUGAAACAUAAGAAUUUUCUGAAGUUGAUCGGAUGUUGUUUAGAAACUCGAUUUCCCAUUCUAGUUUUUGAUUUUGUUGGAUGUAUUACACUUGCUGAUCGUAUUUGGGGUCAUUCUCAACCACAUCUUGGACCUUUAUUGUUGAAACUCAGGUUAAAGAUUGCAAUGGAGAUAGCUCAUGCACUUGCAUAUCUUCACCUUGGAUUCCCUAGACCUAUUGUUUUUGGAAGUCUCACCCCAGGGAACAUUUUACUUGAUGAGCAAUAUGUUGUAAAACUAUUUGAUUUUUCAGUAUCUGAGUUUAUUCCAGAGGGUCAAACUCACUUGGAAGUCCCUUGGACGGAAAAAGUAUGGUAUGAAUAUAUUCCACCCGAACUUUUACUUGAAAUAGCUUCCAAAAGGAAUUCUGCUACCAAUGAGAAGUCUGAUGUUUAUGCCUUUGGUGCAUUGCUGUUUAUGCUUUUGAGUGGACAGAGCUUAUUAAACUUUCUCAAGAAUAAAGGUUUGCAGAUAGAGGAUAUUGGACCUGAUAAUCUAAAUGAGAUAAUAGAUCCGGCAAUUAUUGGAGAGGGAAUAUGUUCGGUAAAAGAACAACAAUUGCUAGCUCUUGCAAGGCUGGUGUCCGAAUGUCUCUGUCUUGAACCAGAAAUCUGCCAAAUAUGAUGGAUGUGGCAAAACAACUCAGAAAAAUGUACAAGUCUAGUUAGCAUAUCAUCAGUUCAUGUAUGAGGAUUCUGCUUUCCUUAUUUAUGGAUGUGUUAGUAAUUCAUGCCUUCAUUGCCAUGGCAUAGUUGAAAACAUUCAAAUAAACUAUUUCUUAAGUU